CCACUGAAUAAAGCAGAGAGGCGACUGCGGUUCGUGUGGUUUUAGCUCAGGAACUUAGAACGGGAACAUGUGAGCAGGGAAUGGACAACUUGAAGCAGGAUUACAAACUACACCGAGAAGCAGGCGGGCUGCCGUACAGGAGACUCACCGGGACACGGGUGGAGCAGCAGCUUCAAUAAGAAGUCAAGUGCAACACUUUCGAGAAGACAGACAGACUUUUACGCAGCAGAUCAAUACGGAGGAAUACCGAACCAAAGAUGAAUACUAUUGUGUUUAACAAAUUGAGUAACCAGGUCCUCUUCGAUGAGAAGGCGAAGGAGGCCGAGAGGAGCAGUAGAAAUUAUUUAGAGGUAAUAGACAGACAGCAUCCUGACCUUCAUCCAGACCUGCUAUCAAGCAAUCAUCAAGUUAUCAAAGACAACAACGGCAUCAGACACAGGAGGCCUACAGUCUGCAACCUUGACAACUACGUUAUGAAAACAAAAUCUGAAAAGGGCCGUCAGAAUGGUGGGAAGGUGCGACACAAGCGCCAGGCUCUACAGGACAUGGCUAGGCCUCUGAAGCAGUGGCUCUACAAACACAGGGACAACCCAUACCCCACUAAGACAGAGAAAAUCCUGCUAGCCCUCAGCUCUCAAAUGACCUUGGUCCAGGUGUCUAACUGGUUUGCCAACGCCAGGCGGCGGCUGAAGAACACAGUGAGACAGCCAGAUCUGAGCUGGGCGCUGCGCAUCAAACUCUACAACAAAUACGUCCAGGGCAACGCAGAGAGACUGAGUGUCAGCAGCGAUGACACCUGCUCAGAAGACGGGGACAACACUCAGCGGAUGCAGACGAGCGGCGGCGAGUUCAGCAAGCCCAUGUACCAGAGUGUCAUCAAGAAAGAGGGUGCCACCAUGAUGGGGACGGGGCUCCGAGCCGCUGACGCCGCCUCAUUGGCCGAGGACUACGUGACUCCGCCUCCUAAGUACAAGAGCAGCUUGCUUCACCGGUACCUUAACGACUCGCUGAGACACGUGAUGGUGGCCAACGGCGUCAUGGAUGCCAGGAAGAGGAACCACUCGGGAUCCUUCAGCUCCAACGAGUAUGACGACGAUCUCCUCUCCCCGUCGUCCUCAGAAACCGAGGCAAACUUUGUUUAUCGAGCUGAAACCAUGGACCAUGGAUCAAGUAAAUGUGACAAUGGGGGUGUUCAGAAGGAGAAGGUGCGGGGCAAAGACGAGACGUACUGGAAGGAGAUCAACGCAGCCAUGGCCUUGACUAACCUGGCGCAGGGAAAGGACAGCGGCGGAUCAGGGACGACCAGCUGCAUCAUCCAGAAGUCCUCUCAUAUAUCAGAAGUAAAGACUGUCAAAGUGCCUCUGGUGCAGAAGUACUAGCGCCUAUCACGGAGUCGUGUGUCUCCAACUCAUCUUCCCUUCUGCUCUCUAUGCAACACCAACCUUCCCUCUGAAAAUUCACUCGGAAGAGACAGUCAAAAACAAGAAACAAGUACUCUCUUUUUUCUGUCUGUAAAAAUGCAGCAGAACUGAAGACAUCCUAUUUUGUGUGUGGGUUGUGUUUUGACCUGCAUCACAUGCAUUAGACAGGUGUUGACAUGAUCAUCGUUAGCUGCAUUGUUCAGUUCUGAACGAGACACUUUUGUUAUGUUAACUUAUUUGAUGUAUCUGAAUUUCAUUUUUUUUUUAUACUCCGAAAUUUGUAUUGUACUUUUGCCAAAGUGCCUUUUUGGAAGCAAAGCAUCACACCCGUUGUGAUUAAUAAUGUACAGAGUGCCUCUGGGAACAUAAAGGACUAUCUGAAGAGGCAAAAUAAUAUGGUCUUAUAAGCUUCUUCUGAAGGACUCCCUCCCUCCAUGAUAUGUGCCUUACAACGUGAAUGAAUUUAGCUGACCUUAAAUAAUAUCUGUACUGUUCUAAUUUAUCAAGAGACACACACACACACACACACACACACACACACACACACACACACACACACACACACACACACACACACACACACACACACACACACACACACACACACACACACACACACACACACACACACACACACACAAAGCAGUGUGUGACUAAAUUAAAUGAAACUAAACAGAUAAUAACUGUGAAUAUAUAGAUAAAGUUCACUCCAGCCAAACACACUAACACCUAGCACUUGAGAGUUAGAAUGGAUAGGAUACCAGCAGAUCCAUUGUGCUGUCGUUAGUCACAACCACCAUCAUGUUUUCCACAGCUCGGCCUUGGGAGUUUUAUUUCUGAGAGGGGAUGGAUCCUUAUCAAGGUUUUUAAACUGGAAAGCGCAAGCAAAUGUUGACCUAGCACCAGCACACAGGCAUGCUCACGUGCACACACACGCAGGCUGACACACACACACACACACGCACGCACGCAAACACACGCAAACACACACACACACACACACACACACACACACACACACACACACACACACACACACACACACACACACACACACACACACACACACACACACACACACACACACACACACACACACACACACACACACACACACACACACACGUCGGGAGGUUUAGUCGGCACAGUGCUCUAUCUGUUUAAUCAAAGAGGGCUGUGAACUAAAGGGAUGUUUUUCUGUCUGUUAUCAGUGUAGUAUUAUAUGAAGUACCGUGUUGCUCCCUGACAUGUUAUCGUUUAGAACAAGGUAUGUCAACAGUGUAUAAAAAAGACUAGGAGGUCAAUUUAAUCCAACCCGGAUUGCAGUAUUUAUGCAGUGGUUAUUUUUCCAAUGGUCAAAUGAAUUCACAGACUGGUCUUGGGUUAUGUAUAAAAACCUACAACUAUAACCAGGGUGAACCCCCCCCGGGAUGGAUAUUGUACAUAAAGACACUGAGUAAACAUUGCUAAGGCGGGUUUGAUUGAAUCCUGACCUAGCUCACCAUGCCGUUUAAUCCUACACUCACUCCUGCUUAGCUGAUCUAAAUCACACUCAAUGUGCUGUUUACAAGAAGCCAGAGAGAGAGAGAGAGAGAGAGAGAGAGAGAGAGAGAGAGAGAGAGAGAGAGAGAGAGAGAGAGAGAGAGAGAGAGAGAGAGAGAGAGAGAGAGAGAGAGAGAGAGAGAGAGAGAGAGAGAGAGAGAGAGAGAGAGAGAGAGAGAGAGACUUGCUCAAAAAAUUACAAAUAAAUAGCCUUUUCAGUAUUAUCUCUUCGUCAGCCAGCAAAGCAAUUGUUCAAGUAUUUGUUAUUGUGAGUUUGUUUAUCGCAGUGGUUGUUCUGCUGUAUCAAAGUUUUACUUAACCAUAACGCGUUGUGUUCCUUUUUGUGACCGAAUGGAAAGAAUCCUCCUUAAAUACUUCUAAAGUAUGUUAUUUACAUUGUAGCAACCCAAUGCCAAGUCCACAACUGAGAGAAAUCAAGUUGGACUGUUAUAGUAAGUAGUCAGCCAUUUUCUGCCGACUCACUAAUUGUUUGUAUAUCUUCAAGGUACUGUUUAUGUGUCAAAAUCUACACUUUAAAAAAAAAUUAUCUGUGCUGUUUGGGCCCAUUGUUUGACAACCUAGACUGUGCUUGUGGUCAAGGGGUGAUUGAGAAGAGCUGAACAAAGCUACUUGUAGCCAUGACUCUUAUUCUUGAAUGUGCAAACCGUUAAAAGCUGCACUUUAAACUCUCUGUUCUCCAGUAGGAAGAAACAGAAGAAAAGUUGUCAUUGAGAAGUUCUGGGAUUGAUUUGAAGGAGGAAACAGUGUGUUGAGGCUUCAGAGGCACACAACAGCCAUUGUUUUACCUGUACACACUGUAGGGACACAGAAUCAGUCGGCAAACUAAAUGUACCCCGAGGCUUCGGUCCUGUACUGUACAUUUGUUUCUGUGCAGAAACUCAUGCUUUCAAACAGAUGCUGACAAACGGAAAGCAAUUCACUUUUGUCAUAUUUUAGAAAAUCUAUAAAUUAUUAAGGAUUGUAAAAAAAUAAGUUGGUGAGAAUAGUCUGUUUUUUUUUAUUGUUAAGUUAUGAGUUAAAACAUUUUGAUAGAGACUGGAUUGUUAUCCAAUGACCAAAUGCAUAAUAUCUCAUUUUAUUGUCUGAUUUUGCUUUUAUGUAAACAUUUAUUUUGUUAAUCUAUGGUUACUUCCACAAAACAAUGAAUAAACCUUUGAAGAAAUUGUAUGAUA
Messenger RNA from Oncorhynchus gorbuscha (pink salmon), 4156 nucleotides. Its product is annotated as homeobox protein Mohawk-like. Gene Ontology annotation, cellular component: nucleus. The transcript has 8 exons. Lineage: Eukaryota; Metazoa; Chordata; Actinopteri; Salmoniformes; Salmonidae. The coding region runs from base 258 to 1379 and encodes 373 amino acids. Gene Ontology annotation, molecular function: RNA polymerase II cis-regulatory region sequence-specific DNA binding; DNA-binding transcription factor activity, RNA polymerase II-specific. Gene Ontology annotation, biological process: regulation of transcription by RNA polymerase II; cell development; muscle organ development. The record is from RefSeq and is a predicted model, not a curated record.